Anopheles merus is the source of this 8324-nucleotide messenger RNA. RefSeq names its product feline leukemia virus subgroup C receptor-related protein 2. NCBI's taxonomy places the organism in Eukaryota, Metazoa, Arthropoda, Insecta, Diptera, Culicidae. The transcript is spliced from 10 exons. Gene Ontology annotation, molecular function: heme binding; heme transmembrane transporter activity. Gene Ontology annotation, biological process: heme export; transmembrane transport. Bases 2455 to 3879 code for a protein of 474 amino acids. The record is from RefSeq and is a predicted model, not a curated record. Gene Ontology annotation, cellular component: membrane.
CUUCGUUCAGUUCGGUUUAGCAGCCAACGCAGCAAGGCCGUUCGAAUACCGGAGGGUGGGUGUACCAGUGUACUUCCCCGGCUCGGUUGAGGGAUUUCCGUCCGCCCGUUCCGAAAAAGGGUUACCACCGGUUGUUGUGCCAUAAGCGUGUUCGGAAAUUGGAAAUCCAGCGGCGGACGACUCAGUCGCCUUCGAACGGUCAACCGGUGCGCACGUGCUUGAGCAUUUGUAUUGGUCUGCGCGGUGUUUUAUAUCUUCCCCUCCUCUGCUACGAGCAAAACGUGUCCACCGGGGCCGGGUGUAUCAGUCUGUUUGUGCGCUAUUAAAAGUGUUUUUGUUUCUUCUUCUUCUAAUUGCGUGUGUGUCAGCGGUUUGACGUUUGAAAAUUUGCAAUAAACCUGCACCUGCUGCGUGUAGCUGCUGUGUGUAGGACGGGUAACACUUGUAACACAAACACACACCCACACGAGACAGGUGUGUGGAUGUAAACGGUUAAGCUUUGAAAAGCGAAAGCACACACUCCAGUACUCGGUGUGACAGAUAGUGAAGUGUUUUGUCGUUUCAGUUCCGCAACAGAACCGCAGAGGUGCCAAGUGCAUUGUGAUCUGUUCUGUACAAUUCUUUACAGUGAUUUCUAAGCACGCGUUGUGUGUUUGAAUUUGAAUAAGUUGCUCGUUUAGCUUAGCGAAACUUUGACGUGACCUUUCCCGCCGGCGUUAACAGUGCUUGGUGGAUGUGCGACGGCGUUUAAUACGGGGCCAAUCGCCACCGAUUACUUCAUUUACGCACUGAUCAACUAAGCCCAUCGCGACAGCCGCACAUCAGCGGGCCGUCGGGCAGUGGUAACGCUGAUAAGCGCAAUAUCGGAAUCGAAUGAUUCCGCAACAAUUACCAUCAGCUGUGGAGUAGACCCUCCCAUCUUCCCCCGUCUCUAUCCCUCGCCAAGUCGUUGGUUGCUGAUACUGAUUAGGGCUAUUGCUCUAGUGCCACUCCGCGGAGGGUUAAAGUGUGCUGUGCUGUCGGCCCUUCAAGUACGCGUGAUCGUGCAACAAAAGCGUGCGGAAGUGAAUAACCCUGGCCGUGCAACAGUGUAUUUGUUUGAUAUUGAGUAGCUGUGUUUAAGCGUGCGUGUGUGUGUGUGUGUGUGCGGUUCAGCCACGCGGUUCACUUGCGGGCUACGAGCGGGCUAAAGGCACGCACCGAAAAACACAAAACAAAAACAAACCCGCGCACACAGAAGCUAACCCGGUCGGACUGCCGCUGGAACAGGGUGAACCGGUUCACCUGGGUGAAUCCCACCCGAACGUGUGGUGUGGUCACUGCAUCUCUCACCUGUCUGCCGCCGUGGAAGAGCUUUGCGGUUUGUGGGUUUUGGCUUUCGUGCAAGGCGUAUGUGUGCGACGGCGCCCCGUUCCGAUCCGUUGAGUAAUCUACUUUGCAUCCUGUAAACCAGCAACACCGCUUUGCACCACCGAGAGGCAAAUCCAUUAGCAGGCCUGCAGCACUCCUCUUGCAAAUCCCACCCUUAGGGAGUUCAUUUUGCAGGCUAAAUGCAGCGAGCACUUUCCACUGAAUUGAAAACAUCACCUCCUCACUCAGACUGCAGCUUCCAAAAAUAGAAUCCCGGCUCGGCCCGUGGUACCGGCGCAUUGCGAGGAUUAGCACCGGCAAACUCUUGCACGCGAGCAUGCUCCACCGUGCUCCGAGACGCUCGACGUCCAAACAGCCCACCUAACGAGGUGCCUGCAGCACCGGCGCAACGAGGGAAAUAAAUCAAUAGAUUUGUUUCAUUAUUAAUAAGCCGGAUCCGGGGUCGCAGCGGUGUAAGUGGCGUGGCCCAUAUAGCGCGGCGAGGCGUGAAAAUUAUUCCCAAACCCCAUCCGUGGGAUGGAUCGAUAAGGCUGAAGAAGAUAUUGAUUGCGGAAAACGGAUACGUGUGCCAAUGAGUGCGAGGAGCAGCAAAUGCGGAAUCGUGGUUCGAUUUAAUUCGCACGAAAAAGAUGUAUUAAGCAUCGCACAAUAAAAGACACAUUCCGUUGUGGAAACUGGUACUCAAGCAGGGAGUGUGUAAGAGGAGUGGUAAAGAAAGGCGCAAAGAAACCAUUUUUAUAACGAAAUGUAACAUGACAAUAAAUCCAGUACCUUACUACUACUUUUAAUAUUGCUCUUGCAAAACCUGUCUACCGCACACCAGAGCCGGUACGAACGGAUAUCGAUACGAAGGAGAGGUCACGAGUUGGCAGUUUAUAAAACUGAAGCGCAUCGAGCAGAACAACGUAUGGCGUAAGGCUAAACUUAUCCACCGAAAAAAAAAAACACAAAAAGCCAUAGUGUUAAGAGAUCAAGAGAGAGAAAGAGAGAGUAAAAGACAAAUCGGGAGGGCAAAAGUUUUGAUAAGUAGAAAAGUCAUCAUCAUCGCCGUCGGGAACCCUUCCCUUUUCGCCGCAUUUCGCAAUGGAUCUGAAGCAUUCCAACGUGCCGGAAGUGACGGUCGUCGCUGACGCGUACAUGCCGGGCAGCAAGUCGUCGGAUCUGAUCAAACCGCCGGCAACCAAUGGAUCGAAUGCGACACUCGACAAACCGGCCCUGCCAGCGGGUGAGUUCCGGAUGUACAGCCGGCGCUGGCUGGUGCUGGCCAUCUUCGUGAUGUAUUCCGCCUCGAAUGCGCUGCAGUGGAUCCAGUACAGUAUCAUCGCAAAUAUCGUGCAGCGAUACUACAACAUCACCAGCACCUGGGUCGACUGGACGUCUAUGAUAUUCAUGAUCCUGUACAUUCCGCUCAUCUUUCCGGCCAGCUGGAUUCUGGAUAAAUUGGGGCUACGAAUUGCUGCCAUCAGCGGUGUGCUCGGUACGUGUAUCGGUGCCUGGGUCAAGUGUUUCUCCGUCAGUCCGGACCUGUUCUGGGUGGGCUUCGUCGGCCAGUCGAUAGUGGCCGCCUCGCAGGUGUUUAUCCUGUCGCUGCCGGCCAAGGUAGCGGCCGUCUGGUUCGGACCGGAUCAGGUGUCGUCGGCCUGCAGCAUCGGCGUGUUCGGUAAUCAGCUUGGCAUAGCGGUCGGGUUUCUUGUGCCACCGAUGCUGGUGGAAAACCAUGACGACAUCAACCUCAUCGGUGAUGACCUACGGCUGAUGUUUUACAUUGUGGCUGGCUUCACGUCCGUGCUGGUCGUGCUGGUGCUGUUCUUCUUCAAGGCGGCACCGCCGACACCACCGUCCGCUGCACAGGAGGCGACGAAAACGCCCAACCCGCUGCAGUCGUCACCGUUCCUGCACUCGAUCAAGCGCCUCAUGCUCAACCGGAACUACGUGCUGCUGCUCAUCUCGUACGGCAUGAACGUGGGAGUGUUCUAUGCCAUCUCCACGCUGCUGAAUCAGAUCGUCCUGACGCACUAUCCCGGCCAUGAGGUGGAUGCGGGCCGCAUUGGCGUGUGUAUCGUGUUCGCCGGCAUGCUCGGAUCGGUCGCCUGCGGUAUCGUGCUCGAUAAGACGCAUCGAUUUAAAGAAACUACACUUGCCGUGUACAUUUUCACCAUGAUCGGUAUGUGGAUCUACACCUUCACCCUUUCGGUCGGUCACAUUGCUGUGGUGUACGUCACCUCCGCCCUGUUGGGCUUCUUCAUGACCGGUUACCUACCGGUUGGGUUCGAGUUUGCAGCCGAGCUGACGUACCCGGAACCGGAAGGCACCUCGACCGGGCUGCUGAACGCGGCGGCCCAGGUGUUCGGUAUCACCUUCACCAUGCUCUACUCGGAGCUGCUCAACACGAACGGUGACAUCGUGGCGAACGUAACGAUGGCUGUGAUGCUGCUGGUCGGCUCCGUCGUAACCGCCGUCAUACGGUCCGAUCUGAGGCGCCAGGCCGCCCAGAACCCGAACCCGUAAGGCGACCUGCCUCCCGCAACCCAACGGUUAAGAUAAGUGAAAUGUUUUAGCAGUUUUAGUGGUUUAAGGUUUUUCGAGGGGGUGGAUGGAAGAAGACGAUCGUUAUGGUGUCUUCUUUGUCAGGUUUGUGUCUCGCCUGGGACGUAAAAUGUUGGCAUUUUUAUAUUUGUGUUUAGAUCAUUUCAUUUAUUUAGGAACAUUUCAAGCGAAACUGUUUUUUAUUUUACAUUUAACGGAACAAGGAUGCGUGCAAUGUUUCUCUAUUAUAUUUAAAACGUUUAAUUUGCCUAGAAACUCAGCCAGCAAAGCUGUGAGUUUAUCUAAAACAAAGGAAAAGCUUAACCGGAAAAGUUACGUUUGUCGAACAACUCGAGUUGAAAAACUUUCCAAAAGUAAAAGCCACAUCAGCAACCAUAAAAGGGAACCAAUCUUCGUUCGCUAAUCCAGCGCGAUAAGAAAAAGUUUCGGCUUCGCUUGAAGUUGCCUCUCCAUUUUCCGGUCGUUAAAAACCGAUCCAGAUUAUUUCGAUGAUGGAAAUCAAUCCCACCCUCUGCCGGCAAGUGAUCCUAUCCUAUUUUCUAAAGGUACAAGCACAAGACAAAGCGAACCAAGCAACACAAUGAACGCGAAAGAAAAGCUACUCAUUGACGUGCUUGCUUGGUAGCAAAGUGUGGCUAAUUUUCCGAACAACUAGAAGCUCCCGCUUCCUCCUCCAUUGUGCCAAGCGUAAAUUAGAAGGUCAGUGUGGGUGUUUUUUUUUUGGCUUUAGAUUUUUAAUAUUUUGGCUCUCCACAUUUCGCUGUUGAAUUUGGAUCGUUUCAUUUCCUGCGCUUUUUUUUUUUUUGUUCCGAUCCUCUUCCGGGAAAUGUUGGGAAUCCGGCAUUGACCCCGAGAAAUACCACAAACUCUUCGCAAGCAUUUCUGCUUAUUUUUGCUCGCACUACACAAAAAAAAAACGGACGUUCCCGGUCGUUACAGUUUUACCCCUUUUUCUGAAGGGUUUGUAAUGGGCUUUUUCCUUUACGGAAGGGAUGGAAGAUCUCUACUUUUUGCUCUUGCUGCCAUUUCACUGUUGUGCGAUAUUUUGGGGCGCACUUUUCGGGGAUGGUGACCAAGAUUUAAGAGUGUCCUUCGCGCUCGUGUAACCACCAGCAGCUGUUUGGUCUUAUUUUCCGCUGUGCUUUACGGGUUUUUUUGGGCGUUUUAUUAACGAGAUUGAGGAUUCAUUGGGAACAUUCUACCAACAUUCCUCCCUCCUUUUUCCUGUGUGUUUUAUUUUUACAGGAUUGUCCGAUUUGUUGUCUCGAAAUAGACUAGAGAGCAAGGACGGAAAAGGAAAUCCUUUGCAAAAUGGGAAAUCAUUUCAUAGCAAUCGGCUUCACUUGGCUGGUGAUACAUGAGUUUCAGGGGGUUUUAUGUGAGAAAACAGAACGCUGAAACUCCAGUGUUGUUGACAUUGGCAAAGAAGACAAAGUGAGAAGAAUUGAAAUUUAAAGUCACAUGAUUCCCCUUUUGUGCACUGAAUAGACUUAUUUUUCUAAACAUUCAGUCAAUUAAUCAUUUUAUCACAAUAUUGGGCUCGGCAGAAAGGAUAUCCUUGCCAUUCACUCCGUUCUUUUUCACACAAAAAAAGAGUAAUUAAGCUCUACGUGCUUUAUCUAUCAACCUUUGGUAAUGGACAAUACAGAAUGUUUGAUUAAUGAGCUUUAUAUUCAUUCUAGAAUACUCUCAUUUAAUAACUUCUCCUGUUCCAUUUUACUCGGAGCAAGUUUAGUUUUUGAGGAACAGUUUACAUUUCUGUUUGAUUCAUUCCAAUUUGUUUGCCAACCUACACUGAAUCGAAAGGAACAAUUAGGCACUUGAACAAAUGGAAACAUUCAUUUGUUGCCUAGAAAUCGGAUCAGAAUGCAACAUAUUUUUCCUUCACUAUCCCAACGUUGAACUUCAAUUCCCUUUUCAUUCGUUUUAAGAACGGGCAAACAAAAACACACUUCUUUCUUCAAUCCUUGCUGUGAGUUUCUGUAGCAUUCCAUACCCAACGCCAGCUCAACUACAUCAACGCACACUCAGAAAUCGAUGAGCCUUUCGCUCUCCUGAUCUCCGGUCUGUACGAAAAUCCCACCCCAUGGCAACAGGAUUUAAUAUCAUCAGGGUGCAUGGAAGCAGAACCUCCCGCUCGAUAGCCACAGGCACAGCGGGUGGUAAGUGUGACACAAAUUGAAUUGCUUCCAACCACGGCCUACAGACCUGCACGGUUCGUUGCGUACAGCCAUGUAACCCUUUUCGCCCUGCUACAUGGAGCUAGGCUUAUCCUUAGCUCAGUGACACACAUCUAGGAAAACUAUAAUUAACAAGUCAAUUCGAACACGCUCGCUCUCUCUCUCUCUCUCUCUCUCUCCUCUCUCUCUCUCUCUCUCUCUCUCUCUCUCUCUCUCUCUCGCACACGAUGGAUUCACAUUCGAAUGGGCAUAUUGCUACAAGUUUCUUUUUCAUCCAGAACUAGAUGCAAUCAAAACGCAAUACAGUCGACCAUAGCAAAGUGUCAAGUGAUUGGGAAAGUGUGGAGUGUAAUUAAUUUUCCUUACCAUUUGCUUUCGUGCUCUUUAGUUGAAGUGGAGCUCAGUGCGAUGGGGUUUGUUUGAAUGCACCCGAAGACCCGAAGAUGUUGUUGUGUAGCAACAGAAUUGAAGCGAAACGAUUUUAGAAGCAUAGCCUAUUCAACCAAGCGCAAAGAAGCAUGCGGCGUUGUAAAGAGAAGAAUUUCAUAUUGGACUUCAUUUUGCACGGGGUAUUGUUGAGCCAAACACUAGCUGCAGUCCGCACACAUUAUGAGAAUCCCAUCGGUAGAGUGUAUUUCGUAUAACAGCACAAACUAGCGAAGAGUGUGUAGAGACUUACAGCCUACAAUAGCUUGUCGUGCGGAGGGGCGUGUUGUUGAUUUAGAAAAAAAAGGAAAUGUAUCUUAGCUUAGUGAACGAAUGAUGGUAAAUUUCUAAAUUAAUUGCCACCAUUUGUUGGAGACAGUUAUAUAAAAAAGGUAACAGAUCAAUAGCUAACAAGCACAAAACCAUGAACCGUAGAGGAAAAGUAACCCAUCCACAGAUGCGUAUUUAUAAUCGCGCGAUGUAAAACGGUAGUAUUAGCUGUGAUAACCAACAACAACAAAAAAAACUACAAACACACACAAACAUAUAAUAUUAAAAUAGCUACAACCUGUUGAGCUGAAUGUUGAUGGCCGAAAAAAAAAACAAAAUAAUAGCAAAAAAACAUAAAAAAACGAGACUUAGCAGUAGAGUUGGAAGAUAGUAAACACAAAAGACAUUACCAGUAGAACUGUGGACAAUAAAUUUAUUACAGGAGUACAGGCGGUAUGUUUGACGGUGGAAGCGAUUUACAAUCGUUUUUACCGCUCAAUUGGUUCCCGUGUAUAGAGAGAGAGAGAGAGUGAAUGAGGUAAAAGGAAAGCGCCGUAAUGUAUGCAUGUUAUAUUUACAGUAGAUUAGAUUUAAAAGCUUUGGAGAGGGGAAAAAACAUAACAAACCAGAAAGACUAGAGUUGCAUGAUAAUAAACCAACAAUGGGAUGGAAAUGUUUAGCAAUUAAAGAGUGUGUAGUCUGACUGUUCACUAGCUGCAUUCCUCCGCCUCCCGUAACACUUUAAUGUUCAGUGUGUCGAUGGAAUUCAACCCCCCCUAGGAGAGAUAGCUACACGAAACCAACUACAGAAACAAUAACACACAAAACACUGAGCCAAAUAUACACACACACACACGCACAAACCCUAACCAAAACCAUACCCAAUGACAAUACACACCAAAUACCUAAACGUGCAAGACACCCACAGAUUUUAAACUAGCGUAGAUAUUUGUGCAGAGAACAGCGAGACGGAAAUAUUUAGCUAAAUAGUAACGAGUUGUUGAAUGCUUACAAAAAAAAAUGUUUAGCCGCUAGAGAGACGAAUUCGAUGCGAACAAGAUAAUAAAAUGUCAGACACAAAAUGAUACAAAAAAAAACAAAAAAAAACAAGACAAGCAUGAUAGCGUAUUUAGUAAGAGUAUUUAUACGUGUGUUUUUAAGACAAAACUUGCACUUGUUAUGGAAUGAAAAAAAAGCAAAAAGGUGACAGUAAAAGGCGACAAGCUGAGAACGUCAAAUGGAGCUGGAUGGGUCGUUCCCUCCCUAUUGACGUUCCGAAGGUAUUUUGUACCGAAUGGUUAUGGAUUGUAAAGCCUGCAAGCAACCAUUAUCCAAAUCCAAAGAGAAGCGCUAAUUGCGGGGACGAUUGCGUUGUGCUAGGUGCCAAAAUAUAAAGUAAAAAAAUAAUAAUGUUUGACAUUUAGUAUAGCAAAGAAAAAAAGCAGAAAAAACAACAACAAUAACAGCCACAAAACUAUAUUUAAUCGACGUGUUACUAGUUUUAUAUCGAUUAGGUAAAGAGUAAGUGAA